Molecule: messenger RNA, 1208 nt
Organism: Chironomus riparius
Lineage: Eukaryota; Metazoa; Arthropoda; Insecta; Diptera; Chironomidae
Source: the annotation of a GenBank genome assembly
AAACACGAAAUGCAUUCUGUUUACGAGUCAAACUUCUAAUUUCUAGGCAGAACCUUCAAGUGUCAUCAAUAUAUUUGUCAAAUUUCUGUGUCAGUUCGUUCGUGUCUUUUGAGUGUUUAGGGUCUAAAAACUAAAGUUUAAGAAAAAAAUGAAAUUAAUACAAAUUUUAUUCAUUUUUGCUGCAAUUGGAGUGUCAUUACAACAAUCAACUCGAUGCUUUUCAUGCACAAAUUGUGGAGGAUCCGAUUUUGCUAGAUCAAAUUGUCAAACAGGAGAAGACGACGACGAAAAUGUUGGUCCACCAACACCUCCAACUUCUCCAUUAGGAUUUUCAGCUAAAAAUGUAUCACUUGAUGGAUUCUUUCCAGUUGCUUCAAUGAACAAUACAAACAAUUCAAGUACAGCAACAACAGCAAUAGUUCAAAACACAAACGCUCAAUUUUCAUGCUUUACAGUGAUCCUCGAUGUUGCUGGAACAUUACAGACAGAUCGUGGAUGUAUUGCAAGAGGAGAAACAACAUGCAAUACUGUUAAUAGAAAUCAUAGAAUUGAGAAUUGCUUCAUAUGUGAUUCUGAUUUCUGCAACAGUGGAAGUGGUCAAUUAGUGUACUCAUUAAUCCUUGUUGCUGCUUUUUAUUUAGUUUGGAAUAUUUUAUCAUAAUUAGUGAACAUUUAUGAAAUACCAAAAAAAGAGAGAGUUUGUAAAUUAUUGUUAAAUAAUUAAAAUUUCCAUAGUAUUUUGUGGAUUUGUUUGUGGCCACUCGAAAGUAUUUCUGCAAAAAAAAUUAUAAAUUUACAUCAAAUUAAGCCAACAUCAAUCAAUUGUAUUUAUAAAAUAAUGUUAUGUGAUACUGAUUUAUUUUGAAAUUUUAAUCAUGUGCACUAUUGCGAUAAUAAAAUAUAAUUUCAAAUGAAUAAAUUUUUGUCGAUAUUUUCAGCACACACAAAAAAAAGAAGAGAAUGUUGAUAGAGAAUAUUCGUAGAAAUGAUGGAUGGGUUUGGAAUGUUAUCGAUAAAAUGUAUCAAAUUUUAAAUUAAAUUGAGCAUUGGAUUUGAUUUAUUUUCGUUGUUAUUUAUAUGUUUUUGAAGCUACAAGAAUUUAGUAUGUAGCAAUUAAUUUCUGUUUUGUAUUUUUAAUUGAGAACAAUUUUUAUUUUUGAUUGGAUUCAAAAAAUGUGAAUAUGAGCAAUCAGGAAUGGAAUAAAUAA